AUGCGUCAGGAAGGCACAGGGCUUUGGUUGUUAAAUUUGCCUGAAUUCCAACAUUGGCUAUCUGCGCCCAAACAAGUCUUGAUCUGUCCCGGCAUUCCAGGAGCUGGUAAGACGGUAAUGAGCUCAAUCGUGAUCCACUUUCUCAACACCACAUUUAGGAAAGAUGCCGACGUCAAGGUUGCAUUCUUGUUCUGCAGCUACCAAUCUCAGCAUGUGCAAAAGUCAGACGACCUGCUAUCAAAUCUUCUGAGACAGCUUGCGUACAGGAACAGCGGGAAGCUAUGUUCGCAUGUAGAAGACCCUUACAAAGAAAGACUCGCAGCUGAUUGGACAGCCCUGGAUCACGAGAAAAUGACCUCUGCACUAUCACAUACGGCACGCUCAUACAAGAAGAUAUUUAUCGUUGUUGACGGCCUUGACGAGCAUCUUCCUUCGAACCCAGAGGAGCGACGGCAACUACUGUCGGAACUUUUCAAGCUACAGAAUGACUUGCCAGUCAGCUUCGCGCUUUGUUUCUGA
This is a messenger RNA of Penicillium subrubescens, 519 nucleotides long. RefSeq lists its product as uncharacterized. Bases 1 to 519 code for a protein of 172 amino acids. The transcript has a single exon. NCBI's taxonomy places the organism in Eukaryota, Fungi, Ascomycota, Eurotiomycetes, Eurotiales, Aspergillaceae. The record is from RefSeq and is a predicted model, not a curated record. Gene Ontology annotation, molecular function: ATP hydrolysis activity.